This is a messenger RNA of Talaromyces proteolyticus, 990 nucleotides long. Its product is annotated as transferase. The record is from RefSeq and is a predicted model, not a curated record. Lineage: Eukaryota; Fungi; Ascomycota; Eurotiomycetes; Eurotiales; Trichocomaceae. Gene Ontology annotation, molecular function: glutathione transferase activity. The transcript has 2 exons. Gene Ontology annotation, cellular component: cytoplasm. Bases 1 to 990 code for a protein of 329 amino acids.
AUGGCCACCGAUGUAACACCCAUCUCCGACGCAGACGGUCAUUUUCGUCGCAAGGACUCUGUCUUCCGCUCCUUCGUCUCUGCCUCGCCAUCUGCCGACUUCCCUGCCGAAGCCAACCGGUACGUUCUCUACAUCAACCUCGGAUGUCCGUGGGCGCAUCGCACGAACAUCGUGCGGUCCUUGAAGGGGCUCGAAAGCAUCAUCCAGCUCGUGCAAGUCGGUCGCGGGGUGGGUCCGAACGGAUGGGAAUUUACAGGCACCGAGGGGUCAGCCGAAAAGGAUCCGCUGUAUGGCUUCAAGUAUCUCAAGGAGCUGUACCUCAAGGCCGACCCGGACUACGACGGCCGAUAUUCAGUACCAGUCCUGUGGGAUAAGAAGAAGGAGACCAUUGUCAACAAUGAAAGCAGCGAGAUCAUCCGCAUGUUCUACACCGAAUUCGACCAUCUGCUUGCUCCCGAAUUUCGCGAAGCCCACAGCAGCAAUGGAGGGGGAUUGUAUCCCGCGCAUCUCCGCAGCGAAAUCGACGAGAUGAACGAAUGGGUGUAUAACAAAAUCAACAACGGCGUAUACAAAUGCGGGUUUGCGGCGACGCAAGAAGCGUAUAAUCAGAAUGUAUACCCACUCUUCGAAGCGCUGGAUCGAGUUGAGAAGCAUCUGGGGGAGGCGGGGCAUCAGCCGUACUUAUUUGGCGAACACAUCACGGAGGCAGAUAUCAGGUUGUAUGCGACGAUCAUUCGGUUUGAUGUUGCUUAUUACCCAGUUUUUAAAUGCAAUAUCAAGAUGAUCCGUCACGACUAUCCCCGUAUUCAUAGAUGGUUGCGGUUGUUGUACUGGGAUGAGUCCGAGAAGACUCGGGGCGGAGCAUUUAAGAAGACGACCGCGCUGGAUUUGUAUAAACGGGGCUAUCUCUUCGCUGUGGCCAAAUUUACUGGACUCGGAAAUCUGAUUGAGUCGGCUGGUCCACUGCCUGCGAUUCUUCCAUUGGAUUAA